Messenger RNA from Suillus clintonianus, 390 nucleotides. RefSeq names its product shikimate dehydrogenase substrate binding domain-containing protein. The transcript has 2 exons. Bases 1 to 390 code for a protein of 129 amino acids. The record is from RefSeq and is a predicted model, not a curated record. Gene Ontology annotation, biological process: shikimate metabolic process; chorismate biosynthetic process. NCBI's taxonomy places the organism in Eukaryota, Fungi, Basidiomycota, Agaricomycetes, Boletales, Suillaceae. Gene Ontology annotation, molecular function: shikimate 3-dehydrogenase (NADP+) activity.
AUGGGCCCCCGUGACGCACCCACUUCUCCUCUCAAAGGCAGCACCUGGGUGGCCCAGAUUCAGAAAGCGCUGAACCUGCUGGGCCAGCUUUCUGCGAGACGCUACUUGCUCGGAAAUUCCAUUGCUCAUUCCAUGUCCCUGACUUUGCACAACACUGGAUUUGAGGUCCUCGGGCUUCCUCACACUCAAGGUCUUCUCGAGACAGCUGAUGUCGGUGAACAAUUCAAAACUACCUUGGCUUCUCCUGACUUUGGAGGCGCCUCUGUUACCAUUCCCUUCAAACCCGAUGUUAUAUCACUGCUUGCCAAGCUUUCGCCAGCCGCUGAAGCUAUCGGGGCUGUAAUACCAUCAUACCGGUCAUCAGGCGAGGAAGCUGCAUCCCCUGCAUAA